This is a messenger RNA of Eptesicus fuscus (big brown bat), 1280 nucleotides long. RefSeq names its product SH3 and cysteine rich domain 2 (gene STAC2). Lineage: Eukaryota; Metazoa; Chordata; Mammalia; Chiroptera; Vespertilionidae. Gene Ontology annotation, biological process: positive regulation of voltage-gated calcium channel activity; positive regulation of protein localization to plasma membrane; skeletal muscle contraction. The coding region runs from base 1 to 1236 and encodes 411 amino acids. The transcript is spliced from 11 exons. Gene Ontology annotation, cellular component: extrinsic component of cytoplasmic side of plasma membrane. Gene Ontology annotation, molecular function: protein binding. The record is from RefSeq and is a predicted model, not a curated record.
AUGACCGAAAUGAGCGAGAAGGAGAGCGAACCGGAUGACGCGGCCACCCACACCGCCCCGGGGACCGUGUCCGUCCUCCAAGAAACCAAGCUCCAGCGGUUCAAGCGCUCGCUUUCCCUCAAGACCAUCCUCCGAAGUAAGAGCGUGGAGAACUUCUUCCUCCGCUCAGGCUCUGAGCUCAAGUGCCCCACCGAGGUGCUGCUGACCCCGCCGACCCCGCUGCCCCCUUCCUCCCCACCACGGGCAUCCACAGAUAGGGGCCUGCCCACCCCGGCACCCUCCCCCUGCCCAGUCCCACGUCCCCUGGCAUCUCUCAAGCCAGUGAGGCUGCACAGCUUCCAGGAACAUGUCUUCAAGCGAGCCAACCCCUGUGAGCUGUGCCACCAGUUCAUUGUAGGGAACUCCAAGCAGGGCCUGCGGUGUAAGACAUGCAAAGUCAGUGUCCACCUCUGGUGCUCCGAGGAGAUCUCCCACCAGCAAUGCCCAGUCAAGACGUCCUCCUCCUUCCGUCGCAACUUCAGCUCCCCCCUCCUGGUGCAUGAGCCGCCACCAGCCUGUGCCACAAUCAGAGAGUCCCCACCCACUGGCGCCAGCGGGAAGGUGGACCCCAUCUACGAGACCCUACGCUAUGGCACCUCCUUGGCACUGAUGAACCGCUCCAGCUUCAGCAGCACCUCCGAGUCCCCCACGCGGAGCCUGAGUGAGCGGGAGGAGCUGACCGAGGAUGGGGAAAGCAGCAUCCGGAGCUCUGAGGAGGGCCCUGGCGACAAUGCAUCUGCAGUGUUCACAGCCCCGGCAGAGAGCGAAGGGUCAGGACCAGAGGAGAAGAGCCCUGGGCAGCAGGCCCCCAAACACCCGCUGCGGAAGGACGUGGGACCCAUGUACUCCUAUGUUGCGCUCUACAAGUUCCUGCCCCAGGAGAACAACGACCUGGCUCUACAGCCUGGCGAUCGGAUCAUGCUGGUGGAUGACUCUAACGAGGACUGGUGGAAGGGCAAGAUAGGCGACCGGGUUGGCUUCUUCCCAGCCAACUUUGUGCAGCGGGUGAGGCCCGGCGAGAACGUUUGGCGCUGCUGCCAACCCUUCCCCGGGAAUAAGGAGCAGGGUUACCUGAGCCUCAAGGAGAACCAGAUCUGUGUGGGCGUGGGCAGGAGCAAGGAUGCUGACGGCUUCAUCCGCGUCAGCAGCGGCAAGAAGCGGGGCCUGGUGCCAGCCGACGCCCUGACCGAGAUCUGAGAGGAGCCAAGAGAAGCCAGAUGCCACCCCUGCCUUUGCCUGGC